UCUCGUUGGUUUGGACAGAUUAGACGUGACGUGGAUCAGGAAGCGGCUGCAGAUCUGCACAGAGAGGGUCGAGUGUGAACUGGUGUCGUGUCCAACGCAAGAGAAACCGAAGAUGUCACGAGCUGCUGGAAAAGCCGGAAACCUGAGAGAGAAACUAGAUGGGAAUGAACUGGAUUUAAGUCUCAGUGAUCUGAGCGAAAUACCGGUGAAGGAGCUGGCCGCGAUUCCCAAGGCGACUGUGCUGGAUCUUUCUUGCAACAAGCUGACCACAAUACCGAGUGACUUCUGCUCUCUCACUCACAUUGUGAGGCUGGAUCUCAGUAAGAAUCAGUUGCUCCAGCUUCCGACUGAUAUUGGCAGACUGGUGAACCUACAGCAUCUCGAUCUGCUCCAGAACCGUUUAAAAGCCCUGCCGGUCAGCUUCGCUCAGCUCAAGAGCUUGAAAUGGUUGGACUUGAAAGACAAUCCCCUGAACCCUGCCCUGGCCAAAGUAGCUGGAGACUGCCUGGAUGAAAAGCAGUGUAAAGAGUCUGCGCAAAGGGUUUUGGAGUAUAUGCAAGUCAUUCAGGCACAAAAGGAACAGGAAUUGCAGCGCAAACUUCAGCAGGAGCAAGUUCUGAAGCAGAAACGUGAGGCCGAGCAGAAGAAGAAGGAGGAGAAGGAACGGGAGCAAAAGCGCAAACAGAAAGCUCAGCAGAAAGCCCGCAAGAAGAGGGACUAUGAUGCUCAGCAGGCAGCUCAGCAAGAGAAAGAGAAGGAGAAGAAGAAGAAGAAAGAACCUGCACAGUCUCACAAUCACAAAAUCUCUAAUAAGCCUGCACAGAAACAAAAACCACGGCGGAGCUCCUGGCUGGGUGUGGUGAUGCGGGUGAUCCUGUUUGUCUUCAUCACGCUCCUGGCAAGUAUGGUAGCGUGCCGCUACACUCAGCUGCAGAGUCAGAGCAUGUGCGCCAGCGUCAACGCAGUGUAUGACGACACCGUGAGAACUCUGAGGAGCUCCCAAAUACUGGAGAGUGUCCUCCGGCUUGCUUCUCGACAGUAACGGCUAAAGACAUUUAUGAAGAAAAGGGUUAUUCCUUCCUGAGGGUGUUUACAGUCUGGGGGGCUCCUCCAUGCUGUUUUAACUUUUUUUUAUAUAUAUUUAAUAAGACUUUACCAAUUCCGUUCAUCUGAUGUCUUAAAGAGGAUGUCCGUUACACCUGGUGUGGGGGAUACUGUAAGUCUGUUUUAAGGUGGAGGGGAGAGUUGGUUGUCCUGCAACAUUUCUACGGCCUUUCUAGGGAUUGGUACCAAGCUGUCACCUUGUGUGUGUACAUAUCACGUAUAGAAUUGGUACCAAACCUUGUGUGUACAUAUCACGUACAGAAUGACCCUCUAUAUUUUUAUAUGGAUUUAGGCAUUUCUCCGAUUUUGUGAAAAAUGGAUUCGACUGCCAACUGCCCAUUCUCCAUUCCAGUUCAUUUACAGCUCAGGUUCUCCAGAUAGUUUUCUGAAUGAUGUGCUUGUAACCAAACCGCUCUCGAUGGCUUUACUAGUAAUCGUGAUGUGAUAGUGUGACAUUUCUUUGUAAAAAUGCCAUAAUGCUGCCUUCUGAUUCCAAUGGAUCCCAAAUUUCUACGAACAAAUAAUAAAAUAACACCCUGUC
Molecule: messenger RNA, 1645 nt
Organism: Bufo gargarizans (Asiatic toad)
Lineage: Eukaryota; Metazoa; Chordata; Amphibia; Anura; Bufonidae
Gene: LRRC59
Product: leucine rich repeat containing 59
Exons: 8
Coding region: 113-1042 (309 amino acids)
Molecular function (GO): protein binding
Source: RefSeq, a predicted model, not a curated record